This is a messenger RNA of Vigna umbellata (rice bean), 3764 nucleotides long. RefSeq names its product transcription factor EMB1444-like. Gene Ontology annotation, biological process: regulation of DNA-templated transcription. Gene Ontology annotation, molecular function: DNA-binding transcription factor activity; protein dimerization activity. NCBI's taxonomy places the organism in Eukaryota, Viridiplantae, Streptophyta, Magnoliopsida, Fabales, Fabaceae. The record is from RefSeq and is a predicted model, not a curated record.
UAACCGUACUCAUAACCCAAUUGGGUUGUUCCACCUCUUCAUUAUUUUCUCUCUUUCCUUCACCUUUUGCCUCAUGGUUACAGUUUUACUCCUCAAGGUUUUAUAGCCUCUAAUGUAACCCUUUCAUUAGCAGUAGUGUUGCUUGUUAAGCAUGUGUUGCCCAUUAUACCUCUGCCCUUUGCUAAAAUGCACCGCGUGCUCACUUCCCCCCACUGAUAAGCUAGAAAGAAACAAAGUGCGCAUGUUAACUCCAAUAUAAAACACUCUCUUCCACCACUUCCAUUCCUGCAUUUCUAGCUACGAGGAAACCGUUUAUCUCUCUAGAGAAAGGAAGGAAAACAAUCAGCGUUCUUGUUUCCAAGAUUGAAGCUCAAAGUGUACAAGUUCAUGAUUUGAGUUUCCAUAAAGCCUUGAACUUUAUAGUUUCUUUUCCAUCCUCGCCACAACCUUCUUUUCUAAGUUGACAUCUUUCUGGCUUCAGUUCACGGCUUCCUCUUUUAUUUUUUGGCUUCAUCCAUGUCUUCAGAUAUAAGCUAAAUUUGAUUCUUCAUUCACCUCUUUGGAAUCUGCAUUCAGCCAUGGAAGCUUGCAAUGCUGGUGUGUGUGUGUUGGGUUUGGUUGAAUCUCUUGUGGCAACAAAUGACAGUGUGAGUCCUUCUAGAAGCUUCUAAAGCAGCAAAGUUAGAAGCUUUGUGGAGUGAGUAGUAAUGGUUAGGGAUCGGCUGCUAUCCGGGACGGUUGGACCGCCAUUAAAACGGCGAGCAAGGCUGCGGAGGAAACAGGCUGGAAGAGGGUCUUAUAGAGGAAGCUAAGGCUAGGGUGGUGUAGUGGGAUUUGGAGAGGUUUUGUUGUUAUUUGUUCUUGGUUUUGGAUUUGUGGUGGUGGUUUUUGUUUUUUGGAGGUGUGAUUAACAACCCCUCUUUCGGGUGUCAAAAAGUUUUGAUUUUUAGAAGGAGGAGAAAAUGGGUAGCAACUUGCACCGACUGCUCAGAAGCUUCUGUUUGGGUACUGAUUGGAAGUAUGCCAUCUUUUGGAAGCUCAAACACCGGGCUCGGAUGAUCCUGACAUGGGAGGAUGCUUACUAUGACAAUCCCAAUAUUUGUGACUCUUCUGGAAAUAAGAGCUGCCAGAAUACAUGGGAGCAGAUUGACAGUGCAGAUUUUUCGCAUGAUCCUCUAGAGUUAGCUGUGGCAAAGAUGUCAUAUCAUGUAUAUUCGUUAGGGGAAGGAAUUGUUGGACAGGUAGCUGUUACAGGAAAACAUCGGUGGAUAUAUGAAGACAAUCAAGUUACAAGCUCUGGCCCAUCUUUAGAGAUUGCUGAUGGAUGGCAAUCUCAAUUUUCUGCUGGAAUUAGGACCAUUGUUGUUAUAGCCGUAGUCCCCAUUGGAGUUGUUCAACUUGGUUCCAUGAAUAAAGUUGCUGAAGAUAUGGGGGUUAUAACCUGUAUCCGAAGUCUCUUUUUGUCUAAUCAAGAUUACACACUCCACCAUGAUCCUAAUCAAGUACAAAAGAGUCUGAAGAAUUCUUCGUCUGUGUUGGAUUCAAAAGCUUCAGAAAGUGUGCCUGCUCACUUGCACAAUACAGAGAAAACCAUGAAGCAUGAAUCACUGGAUAAUUUAAUGCCCUUUCAAGGUCCUGGGAACAAUUAUUCACCUCAUGCUGUGAAUCAGAAGAUGACUGUUGAUGUGGCCAAGCAUGAAGGGCCAGAAUUAUACAGUGAUGGAAAUUUCAUUUUGCUUCAGUCAAUGUCUAAUAUGAUGAAUGUGGAUCAGCAUAAAUUUUUAGGGAUGAGACCUAUAAAUGAGAGAAAUUUUGAAUGGAACAGUAGUGGCUGUGAUGAUACAAGUGUGGAAUCAGGAAAAAAAUUGUCAUCUUUUUUACAUAAUUUGGUUACGGGUAAUAAUGGUGUCAAUGAUUUAGUAUGUCCAUCCAAAAUUGUUGGAUUUGAUUCUGUAUCCUUCUCCUCAGAAUUUCUUGAUACAGCUGUCUGUGAGAGUGACAAGUUUCAUUAUGUAGAUAUCAACCAAAGAGGAGUGUUGAACUGGACCAGACCUUCAGAUGCAUACUCCCGCCAAGAUACUGGGAAGUCAAAGUUUCAGACUGAACCUUGUUCCAAGGAUACCGCAUACACUUUGAAGUUUCCUGCUGGCUAUGAGUUACAUGAAGCACUUGGGCCAAGUUUUCUAAGAGGGAGCAAAUAUUUUGAUUGGGCAGUAAAGGCAUAUCAAGAUGUUAAAGCCGCUGAGAUGUCAGAUGAGCUAAGCUGUAGCCAAUUGACUUCUGAAUCUCAACCAGAGCAUCUCUUAGAGGCUAUGGUGGCUAACAUCUGCCAUAGUAAUAAUAAUGUCAAUAGCGAGUUGUCAUUUUCUACAACAAUGCAGGCUGCAAUAGCCUCAGGAAGUAAUCCUGAGGGUUCAAUCCACACUGUCCACACCAUUAAUUCUGAAAGCUGUUCAAUAGAUCAGCCUCACAUUGGUAUAGAGGAAAAACACUAUAAUUUGGGUUCAUCUGGGAUAUGUGGUAUAAUGUCUCCAAAGGGUUUUUCUUCUACAUGCCCUAGUUCAUGUAGUGAACAAUUUGAGAGGUCUUCUGAACCAACUAAGAACAGCAAGAAGAGGGCUAGGCCUGGUGAAAGUUGUAGGCCUAGACCAAGGGACAGACAACUUAUCCAAGAUCGUAUUAAGGAGUUGAGGGAACUGGUACCAAAUGGAGCAAAGUGCAGUAUUGAUUCGCUUCUGGAGUGCACCAUAAAACACAUGCUCUUUCUCAAGAAUGUAACCAAGCAUGCUGACAAGCUAAAUAAAUUUACGGACACAAAGACUAAGUUGCAGCACAUGGAAAAAGAUAUUAACGGAUCAUCAAGUCAUCAACAAGGUUCAAGUUGGGCAAUGGAAGUCGGAGGCCAUCUGAAAGUUCGUUCAAUAUUAGUGGAGAAUCUUAAUAAGAAUGGCCAGAUGCUUGUUGAGAUGUUGUGUGAGGAGUGUAGCCAUUUUCUUGAGAUAGCAGAAGCCAUCAGAAGCAUGGGUCUGACAAUAUUGAAUGGGGCAACAGAAGCUCAUGGCGAGAAGACAUGUAUAUGUUUUGUGGUUGAGGCAGGGUCAGAAGGCCAAAACAACAGAAAUUUACACAGAUUGGAUAUCUUGUGGCCGCUUGUUCAAUUACUGCAAUCCAAGAGCACUAUGUAUUCAUAAAAUCCAUCUGAUUCUUGGAAACUUACAAAGCUACUUCAUUGACUGUUGUAACUCAAUCUUUGAAAUUAUACUCCAAAUAUUAGGGCCUGUUUAUGUUUUCUUUUUCAAUAAAAGUAGAAAACAUGAAUGUAAACAUGUUUGGUUGAAUUUUAGAAAAAGAAUCUCAUUUUUUUUUCUAAAUUAAUCCAAAAUCAGAAAAUAUAUAAAAUGUUACUCCUGUUUUCUGUGGAAAAUUUUGAAGAUGAAAAGUCUACGGUGAGUGAAAUUACUCCAAUGCAACUAUUCUUCCAAUUACAAUGCUUAAGAUGCUACAUCCAAGCCCUCAUUGCUUCUCUGCAACUGCUAGCAUUAUCAGUAUCCAGGUUUUCAUCUUAUUUUUCUUUUGUUCUCUUUUAUUUUUUCUCUUCAAGUCUUUGCUUUUCAUCUUGUUUCUUUUUUUUUUCCUAUGAAGUAUGUACCUGUGCAGUUGCGCUGUACAAAGAUUUUGUCCAUUUGUGGUCUCCUUUAUGGUUUUUUCUUUUGAAUCUAUUUCAUUCAAGAGCUCUUGCAAUUUCUAUUGUUCUAUCUUGUAUG